This is a messenger RNA of Staurois parvus, 274 nucleotides long. Lineage: Eukaryota; Metazoa; Chordata; Amphibia; Anura; Ranidae. The record is from the annotation of a GenBank genome assembly.
GCACUCGCUGGAACAAACAAUGGUCCCUGUAAUGUCCCAGUGGUUGCAAGCCCAUUUCCAGUAGAUGUCCCCAUAUCAGGGGCGGACUGACAACUCAUGGGGCCCCCGGGCAAUAGGGGAUCAUGGGGCCCCUGUGUCCUUGCCCAAACUCAAAAAAGCCUAUGAAAAAGGUACCAGGGGCAUCUCAUGGGGCCCCCUACUGGCCCCAGGCCCUCGGGCAGUGCCCGAGUUUCCAAAUGGUCAGUCCACCCCUGGUCCUCCAUUUAUCAGGGCA